Molecule: messenger RNA, 2432 nt
Organism: Xiphias gladius (swordfish)
Lineage: Eukaryota; Metazoa; Chordata; Actinopteri; Istiophoriformes; Xiphiidae
Gene: tmem170a
Product: transmembrane protein 170A
Exons: 4
Coding region: 519-1016 (165 amino acids)
Biological process (GO): endoplasmic reticulum tubular network organization
Cellular component (GO): endoplasmic reticulum membrane
Source: RefSeq, a predicted model, not a curated record
AAGCUAGCUAACUUCCUGCUUAAUCUAAACUGUUGUUUCAAUAAUAAUCGGACUUGUUCCCAGCGGCGGUUGACAAACGUGUAGUGUUUUAUCCCAUUAGAGUUUACACAAUCCCAAACGUGGUUAAAAACGUGUAUAUUAACGCUGCAUACGAUUGCAUUGCAUUGUUCUUGGUCAUUUUAGGUGUGUACGUUCCUAUUUCAUGGAGGAAAGCUGAAGUAUGAAAAUGUCUGGCUGACCAUUGCUUGUAUGCGGAGAAUGAACAACAAGUUAAUUCGAAGUUCUAUCGCUAAGCCUCUGUCUGAAGCUUUUCUUUCUCAUGGUGUAGAAAUGCACAGUAGUCGACUUUUGUUGUGUACUCAAGUAGCUCGGGCAAGGCUAUCUAUGUAUUACCAUGGACUAAGUUUGGGAAAGUGAUAGAAAUACAUAUCAUAACGCAAUAUUGUUUAUGUAAUAUACUAACUGCCACUGCGUUGGUGUGUACAUUUUGAAAUGGCCAUUAAUGCGCUGAAGAACAUAUGAGUUGUCUAGGACUCAAAGGCCGAAGUUUGGGACUUGGCCUCGUUGUGGGACUCCCCAUCUUAGUUGUUCCACCAAGAACCUCCAGAUUCUCCAUGCGUGUUGAAGUCUACUGGAGGGAUGGACACCAAUCUCCUAAGAGCUGUUACCUCAUUUGGUGUUUUGAUGAUGGUGUUGGAGGGCGCCGUCUUACACAGAUGUGGUAUGGCGUGUUUCUGUGGGCAGCGGUCUCUUCUCUGGUCUUCCACCUGCCUGCAGCUCUGCUCUCCCUGGCCACGCUGCGUCAGCACAAGAUGGCCCGAUUCAUGCCCAUUGCCAUCCUCCUCAUGGGCAUCGUGGGACCAGUUUUUGGGGGAGUACUCACCAGUGCAGCCAUAGCAGGUGUGUACAAGGCGGCAGGGAAGAGGAUGAUCUCACUGGAGGCUCUUGUUUUUGGGGUUGGACAGUCGUUUUGUGUCCUCAUCAUCUCCUUCCUCAGGGUCCUUGCCACCCUUUAGCAGUGCUGAGGCCCGUCUUGCUGGACCCGAUGCUGCCGGACUUGGUGAUACAGUGGAGAAUCGAAGCACUUCACUGAACUGUCUGGCUGAUGCAGAAACAAAUGAGCCUUGUCGGAAAUGAAGUCUGGUUAACCCCUUGGCCUUGCUGUUAUGCUGUACAUUUUGGAGAAUGUUUAUUUUUUUAUGGUUGUGUAACUUAGCUCUUUGAGAAUGUGUGUGCUCUCUGGUUCUGUUACAGCAGCACACAUCGGCGGUUUAACACCUUGACAGUAAUAACUUGAGUCUGGAUAUUUUCUGUUCUGUUUGAAACUAGUCGGCAUCUUCAUCAGUCUGGUGGCCUUUGUGCUAAUUGGGAGCUGCUUUCUGUCUGUCUGUGCUGGAGACACAAAGAUACAUCAGUCCUAUUGAUGAAUCUUUGUGUCAACACGGGGAAUACGAAACAUCCGUAGUAUUUCAGAUGUUGUGUUCUUGUGUUGAAAGAAAAAGUUUAUAGGUCAAAGCAAAUGUGGUUAAGUGAACUGUUGGAUGCAGCACUAAAUUUCCAUGCAUACCGACUGAACCGUCUCAGGGCAAACUAAGUUCAGCCUCGCCCCUUACACUAGACUCACAGAUGGGGUUGAAGUUCAUGUUCUUGGAGCUACUUAAAGCAGCAGGAUAAAACAGGCAUGAAAAGGCGGUUUCACUGAAAUGCUAAACCACAACACUAAAACAAGAUUAAGUAACACUAACAAAGACAGCUGCACAAAACUCCCUGCUCAGUUGGUGCAUGUGGCUUUAGACCUAUUUCCACUAAGAAAAGAAAAGGGAAAAAAAUUAACGAUCUAGGAAUGCAGUCUAAUACACAAGUCCUGCAGUAAAUCAUCCUUCAUGAAGAUUAUAAUGUUCAGUUUGUGCUGAAACUGUUUUAAAGAGGCUUUAAUUCCUCUGUAUGAUCACUUUGGGAGAUACAGUUUUUUUUAUUUUUGUUUUGUUUUUAUUUCCUGGCAGAAAUGGGCUUUGAUACAGGCCAGUUGUCCAGUACUGUUUGUUUUGAAAAGAGAACUUCAUGAACUCCCUGACUGCCGGGAUGUUCUCCGAGUUCUCUUUUUGGUUUUACCAGGAGGUGAUGUGCACAGGAAUCUGGAACAAGCCAUCUGAUUUCAAUGUAGACAUGCAAGAUGUCUUAAUCUAGGUUAUCUCUGAUGGAAUACCACACUGUCAGAAGUGCCAGACAAAGUAAAUGAUUGAAUAAAAUUACAAACGUCAAGGUAAUGCUGAGUGGCUGCUGUAAUGGAACUAUUUAUUUCCAUGGUCCACAUUCCUGGACCACCUUUGUUCCAUUUUUACCAGAUUCAAAAAGUUUUAAAGUUGAUUUUACUAGAGUAAAUUAAGUGCCAUUGGUAAAUAUUUUCAUGAAAUAAAAAUGUUUCAAGUAAA